This is a messenger RNA of Mugil cephalus (flathead mullet), 2870 nucleotides long. RefSeq names its product copine IVb (gene cpne4b). Gene Ontology annotation, molecular function: calcium-dependent phospholipid binding. NCBI's taxonomy places the organism in Eukaryota, Metazoa, Chordata, Actinopteri, Mugiliformes, Mugilidae. Gene Ontology annotation, cellular component: plasma membrane. The coding region runs from base 346 to 2007 and encodes 553 amino acids. The transcript is spliced from 17 exons. The record is from RefSeq and is a predicted model, not a curated record. Gene Ontology annotation, biological process: cellular response to calcium ion.
CCCCGAUGGAGCCAGCGGAUUACAAACUCCUGUUAAGUGGCGCACCGUCCUCCUCCUCCCCAUCUUUCUCCCAGAGUAAAACCAGGCGUGCGGAGCGCCUCCUCGCCGCGCUCGAGCAGUGGGAAUAAGAAACCAGCUCUGUUUGACAGCCAGCGCCGACCCGGUCGAUCUCCGCAGUGGAGGGGGAUUGAGGGGAACAUAUAGACAAAGAGAGAGUGAGAUGGGUCCGGAGGCGGUGAGGUAUUCGUGAUUGUCAAGUAAACGGCGGUGAAGUUCUUCGGCUCCGCUCGAAUCUUUUCUCCAGGUCGCAGAGCUCUAAUAACGCCUGUGCGACGGUGUGACAGCAUGAGCAACAUCUAUGAGUCUGCGGAGGCCACGCUGGGCUUCAUCAGCUCCCCGUGCCUGACCAAAGUGGAGCUGAGAGUGGCCUGCCGGGGGAUCUCGGACCGCGACGCCCUCUCCAAGCCCGACCCGUGCGUGGUGCUGAAGAUGCAGUCACACGGCCAGUGGUUCGAGGUGGACCGCACAGAGGUGAUCCGCAGCAGCAGCGGCCCAGUCUUCUCCAAGGUCUUCCUGGUGGAUUACUACUUCGAGGAGGUCCAGAGGCUCCGCUUUGAGCUUCACGACAUCAGCUCUGGCAACAACGGCCUCCGUGAUGCUGACUUCCUGGGAGCCAUGGAGUGCACCUUAGGGCAGAUCGUCUCACAGAGGAAACUGACCAAAGCGCUGCUCAAACAGGGGAACACGGCUGGGAAGUCUUCCAUAAUGGUGACAGCAGAGGAGCUGUCGGGUAAUGAUGAUUACGUUGAACUCUCGUUCAGCGCUCGUAAGCUCGACGACAAGGAUUUCUUCAGCAAGUCAGACCCUUUCCUGGAGAUCUUUCGAACAAAUGAGGACGGGACAGAGUCACUCGUUCACCGAACCGAGACGGUUAUGAACAACCUGAGCCCAGUUUGGAAAUCCUUCAAAGUUUCCUUGAACACACUCUGCAGUGGAGACCAUGACAGGGAGCUAAAGUGCACGGUUUGGGACUGGGACUCCAAUGGAAAACAUGACUUUAUUGGGGAGUUUCAGACGACGUUUAAGGAGAUGAGGGCAGAGCAAGAGGGCAAACAGAUCCAAUGGGAGUGCAUCAACCCUAAAUAUCAGAUGAAGAAGAAGAAUUACAGAAACUCUGGUGUUGUCAUUCUCAACCACUGUAAGAUCAUCAAAAUGUAUUCCUUCCUGGAUUACAUCAUGGGAGGCUGCCAGAUUCAGUUCACAGUGGCGAUAGACUUCACUGCGUCCAAUGGGGACCCCAGAAACAGCUGCUCCCUCCACUACAUCCACCCCUACCAGCCCAACGAGUACCUCAAAGCGCUGGUAGCUGUCGGGGAGAUCUGUCAAGACUAUGACAGUGAUAAAAUGUUCCCUGCGUUUGGUUUCGGAGCCCUGAUACCGCCUGACUUCAAGGUCUCACACGAUUUCGCCGUGAACUUUGACGAGGACAAUCCUGAAUGUGCCGGGAUCCAAGGUGUGGUGGAGGCGUACCAGAACUGCCUCCCUAAGAUCCAGCUGUACGGGCCCACCAACAUCGCCCCGAUAAUCCAGAAAGUGGCCUCCUCUGCUUCAGAGGAGAUGCACACCAAAGAGGCCAUGGAAUACUUCAUCCUGCUCAUCCUGACCGACGGCGUCAUCACCGACAUGGCGGACACCCGGGAGGCCAUUGUGCACGCCUCCCACCUGCCCAUGUCGGUUAUCAUCGUUGGCGUGGGCAACGCCGAUUUCACAGACAUGCAGAUACUGGAUGGGGACGAUGGGAUCCUUCGUUCGCCCAAGGGCGAGCCUGUCCUCCGUGACAUCGUUCAGUUCGUCCCCUUCAAGGACUUCAAGCACGCGUCCCCAGCCGCCCUGGCUAAGAGCGUUUUGGCCGAAGUCCCGAACCAGGUGGUGGAUUACUACAACGCAAAAGGAAUUAAACCGAAGUGCAUGUCGGACUACGAGUCCACGAGAACCUUCAGCCCCUGACAAUGGACUGUCCGAGCAUAUACACCACUCCGCAUACAGAUAAACACAUCCUAUAUAUACACACAUUUUAGUACUGUAUGAUAAACACACAGCGUCCAAAAGCACAAGCACACACACAGAAUCCAACACACACACACACACACACACACACACACACACACACACACAUACAACAAAGCUACAUACAGUAGUCUAGCUCAGAGAAUUAGCUUGUUCUGGUGAAACAUUUUGAACUUCUCCAUUGAUGACUAUUGCAUGUUUGGCCUCAAUGGCUUCACCUGGGAAAAUUAUUACUAUAUACUGUAUAUUGGAACAGCAUUUAUAGAAAUAAGAGAAGUCUUCUGAAACAGCAUGCAGACUCAGAUCAUAUCCUGCUGAAUGAAAUGACACUCCUACCUUAUUAAGAUAACUAGCAAGUACGUAGACCAAAAGAUCUGUAUGUAGAAAAGACAAAGUGAGACUGCAUUACCUGCAUUGUCUGGAUUUAGCAUUGCAAAUGUUAUUUAUGGAAAUGGUAGCGUUCCUGUUAGUGUAUUGCAUAAAUGCAUGCAUUAUUCACCUCUCUCUUAUAUUCCAAUCUCUCAUAGGCCCUUGCUAGUUACAAAAUAAAGUAUCUCUGUCAUUUGUCUGAGAUUGGGGGGGUUGCUUUGGGCGUUCGGGGUUCUUUUCUACAAAUAUAUUUGAGAUUUUGCUAAAUGUAACUUAACAACUGAAUAAUUGUAAUAAUUUCUUAAUAACCUUCUUACAUUGUAAAGAGUUUUGGGAGGAUAGAAAAGUGUGUGUGAUAGACACUCAUCUGUGAGCUGAAAAUAGUUUUCUGUAAUCUGCAUGUUGAUUAUAAUAAAGACACUUUGGUUUUCUCA